This is a messenger RNA of Entamoeba dispar SAW760, 366 nucleotides long. RefSeq lists its product as uncharacterized. NCBI's taxonomy places the organism in Eukaryota, Evosea, Mastigamoebida, Endamoebidae. The record is from RefSeq and is a predicted model, not a curated record. The transcript has a single exon. Bases 1 to 366 code for a protein of 121 amino acids.
AUGUCAACCACUCAAGAAUUAAAGAAUGCAAUUGAAAGGUCAAAAAAGAUUGAAAUAAUGAGAGAAAAGAAAGAAUACCAAAGUAGAAAGAUGGAUAUUGAAGAAUUGGAUUUAGAUUGCUAUAGAACUAUUUAUCAAUUAAUAGGUCAUAUAUUUAAUGAUAAAAGAGAUGAGUUGAUGGCUACAAAAAAAAAAUAUGAAGACCUUCAAAACUGUUACACUCAAGUAACUACAAAAUUAAAUAAAACUAUUAACAUUAUCAAUGCAAAUCCAAAUGCAUAUCCUGUUGUAAAAAAAAACCAACAUCCUGAUUUAGCUGUAGAAGAAUACCAACAACAAAUUCAAAAAAAUUUCGUUAAGAAAUAA